Molecule: messenger RNA, 471 nt
Organism: Zingiber officinale
Lineage: Eukaryota; Viridiplantae; Streptophyta; Magnoliopsida; Zingiberales; Zingiberaceae
Exons: 1
Coding region: 1-471 (156 amino acids)
Source: RefSeq, a predicted model, not a curated record
AUGGGCGCGUCGGGCUCACAGAUGUCGACGGUUCCUUCUUCAGAGGUACCUACCCCGGCCGUACCAGUCAGACCCACCCUUGCAGCGUUCGCUGUUCCACCAGCGGUACCACCUGCGACAUACCCGACACCUCCUCCAGCUGUGCUUACUACGUACCCGGCACCACAGCCACCUGUGCCUGCUACUGCAUACUCGACCCCCAUAUUAGCGGUACCAGUCACUCCUCCAGUACCACCAUCUACCGUACCUCCAGCCCCUACUACCUAUAUUGAUCCUGCAUGGCCACCAGCGGUACCGUCCUCGGCUGAUGCAGCAGCACCAGGGGUACCUACCCCGGCCUAUCCAGCGAUACCACCUAUAGUACCAACUCCAGUGGUACCGUCGGUUCCCGCAGCAGUCCCUACUCACCUUACCGAUAUAAUUGCGGCACAAGCUCAGAUCCCAACUUUGACAGAAUCGAUGAAAAGUUGA